This is a messenger RNA of Williopsis jadinii, 1483 nucleotides long. RefSeq names its product M20 family metallopeptidase. Gene Ontology annotation, cellular component: fungal-type vacuole lumen. NCBI's taxonomy places the organism in Eukaryota, Fungi, Ascomycota, Saccharomycetes, Phaffomycetales, Wickerhamomycetaceae. Gene Ontology annotation, molecular function: carboxypeptidase activity. The record is from RefSeq and is a predicted model, not a curated record. The transcript has a single exon. The annotation marks the transcript as partial.
CCUGAUCCAGAUGACUGGACCAUCUUCUAUGCCUUCCAUGCGUACCUCAAACAAACGUUCCCUCUGGUGCACUCCCAUUUGAAGGUUGAGACUGUCAACACCUAUUCUCUCGUGUAUACGUGGGAGGGAGUAGACCCAAGCCUGAAGCCGUUGCUCCUUACUGCUCAUCAAGACGUUGUCCCUAUCUCAGAGCAAACUAAGGACGAUUGGAAACACCCGCCUUUUGAAGGCCAUUACGACGGUGAAAAGCUGUGGGGCCGUGGUGCCGCUGAUGAUAAAAACAUGCUGAUUGCAAUCAUGUCAUCUGUUGAACAGUUGCUGGAAGAGGGAUACACCACGAAGCGUACUGUGCUCUUAGCUUUUGGACACGACGAGGAAGCUGGUGGUGCAAGAGGUGCUGCUCAUAUUGCAAAGUUCCUGGAGGAGAGAUAUGGUCAAGACUCUGUCUAUGCACUGCUAGACGAAGGCACUGGACUAAGUUAUAUCGGUGGUAAGAUGUUUGCCAUUCCAAGUGUUGGAGAGAAAGGUGCCACAACGCUUUACAUCACCUUAACCGCACCUGGAGGUCAUUCAUCCGUGCCUCCAAAGCAUACCGCCAUUGGCAUUGUUUCACAGGCGAUCACCGUUAUCGAGAACAAUCCGUUUGCAUCAGAACUUACCGUUGAAUCUCCAGCCUUGGGCAUGUUGCAAUGCAUUGCCAAACAUACCGACCAAAUCCCACUGUGGUUGAAGAAGAACAUCUUUAAAGCCGCCUACGAUGCCGUUGCCAACUCAAAGGUGUUGGAAUUCAUGGCAAGAAAGCCGCUUUAUGACACCUUUGUCAGAACAACACAGGCCAUUGACGUGAUCAACGGGGGUGUCAAGUCGAAUGCACUUCCGGAAAGUGUGUCGUUUGUCAUCAACACACGUAUCAACGCCGGUACAACGGUGAAGCAGGUUGUUGAUAAGAUCUUGGGUAAUAUCGUCGAGGUUGCAGAGCAGCACAAGCUGGGAGUGUUCUUAGGCGAUGAGGAGGUCUUGCCAUCGUCGCCUUUCGGCAACUUCAAGAUCGAGUGGGACCGUCAGCUGGAGCCGGCGCCAAUCUCUCCAAUGGACGAUAACACCUGGGACAUCUUCGCGGGCUCUGUCAAGCACAUUGUUGACGAGUACUCUUAUCCUCAGCUGGCACCUUCCAUCGUGACUGGAAACCUGUUGAUGGGCAACACCGACACCAACCGCUACUGGAAUCUGACAAACCAUAUCUACAGAUUCGAGAUGACAACCUACACGAUGAAAGAAGGCAUCCACACCGUCAACGAGUACGUUCUGUUCAACGACCAUCUGAGCGAGAUCGCCUUCUUGUACGAGUACGUGAAGAGCAUCAACGACUUUGCUACCGCACCUUAGUCCAUGUGCCUACCAUCCACUAAUGUUCCAGUAUUGGCGCCAUCUAUAAACCACACGAACUAAUACAAACAUCCUCUCAGCAUGCUAUCUCUACUGU